AUGGCGCCCGCGUUGGGGAAGCGCCUGGCCCUUGCGGGCAUCAUUGCCUUCUCGACCCUCAUCCUCUAUGUCUGGCAGAGCCACCUGCUCCCCAAUGUCGAGAAAUUCCUUCCCAAGGUCCACGCCGAUCAUGCCGCCGUGCCCAUUGUCGCCCACAAGGAGAUCCGCUGCCCCGGCGGCUUUGGCGAGGGCCAGUCCAAGUCAUUCGGAAACAAGACGUCUACGGCCCGGCAAAAGGAGCACCAACUCGUCACGGCACCCAAAAUCAUUGGGCUCGUCUUCUUUGGUAGACGCGCGACCGUGUCGAUUCUGGACUGCUACUUGAAGCGCAAUUUAGUGUCGAAUGGCGGUCUGCUCGACGAGGUCGUCUGGCUACAGCGAACGAACAACGACGAGGAUCUUGCCCUUUUGGACAGAUUGCUGGAGAGCGAGCCGCAGUACUCGAGACAAGUAAUCGACGAUGCCAACGCCUACGACUUUGCUAGCUCCUACAACAUCAUUGAUGAUGGCAACAUGUACAUUAAGAUUGACGAUGACAUUGUUUUCAUCGAGGACAACGCGAUUCGCUCCAUUGUUUGCACCAAGCUUGCGCGACCCGACUUCUACGUCGUCUCGGCAAACGUCGUCAACCAGCCCAUGAUUAGCUGGAUUCACUGGAAUCUCGGCGCCGUGCGGCCCUACCUUCCCGAAACCAAGGGCGAAUAUCCCGCCCCCGAGCCCGGGCACCAAGUCGACUGGAGGGCGUCUGCGCUGCCCUCUUGGCGCGGGCCGAGCGAUGUCAACGCCAGCUUUUGGAGCUCGCCCGACAACAAGAAACACCGCUGGCUGCCGGUUCGCGGCAAGUCGGACCAUGUCCUGGACAAGACGCCCAUCAUGGAGACGCAGUAUGAUGCCUUUGGCACAGGCCUUCAGAGGUGGCAGGUGGCGGCACAGGAGCACUACAGCUUCUUUGAGAAUUUGGAGGCCCGAGAGGUGUGGCGGUACAAGUUUAACGUUUGGGACUUUCAGCGGCUGCGCAUGGGCAUCCAGUUCAUUGCCAUGAUGGGCCACGACAUUAACGCUGCUAAACCCAUCCAUAGGGACGAUGAGGAGCACUUUUCUGUCACUAUGCCGAAGAAGCUAGGUAGAGGUGCCGUGGCGGAUGGGCGCGGCGUAGUCGCUCAUUACAGCUUUGGGCCGCAAUCAAGAGAGGGAGGGCUAGACACGACCGAUAUAUUGGAUCGCUAUCGUUCCUACGCCAAGGAGAAUGUCUGCGCGGGUCCUAUGCUGUGGUCUCCAUAG
Metarhizium brunneum ARSEF 3297 is the source of this 1281-nucleotide messenger RNA. RefSeq lists its product as uncharacterized. NCBI's taxonomy places the organism in Eukaryota, Fungi, Ascomycota, Sordariomycetes, Hypocreales, Clavicipitaceae. The record is from RefSeq and is a predicted model, not a curated record.